This is a messenger RNA of Suillus paluster, 1092 nucleotides long. RefSeq lists its product as uncharacterized. The record is from RefSeq and is a predicted model, not a curated record. The transcript has 2 exons. Bases 1 to 1092 code for a protein of 363 amino acids. Lineage: Eukaryota; Fungi; Basidiomycota; Agaricomycetes; Boletales; Suillaceae.
AUGCCUCUGCAAAGAACUGUUCCGCAGAACACCAGCGACGAAACUUCUCGUCAAGUAAACAAUAUCCUGCAGAAUUUGAGAGGAGAGCACUUUCGCCACUCACGCAACAUACAGCGUGCCCCAGCGAGCCUACCCGCGCCUUUGCACGUCCACAACCUCCCAACUCUCCCGAUCAGCUUGAUCUAUCCCUCCGCAGAAGACGGCAGACGGCAAAUAGGUGCAAGGCACCAUCCUACAAGACCUAUUUGGAUCGCAGGACCCGAUCCACCUCGCAGUUGGACAACCCCUUCAUCUCCGAAGAUCGCGGAGGCAGACUCAGUAGACAGCAGCUCCCCUUCUUGGCGCGAACACGCCCUUGACUUGGUGUUUUCUGCUGGCGAUGCGUCAGUGUUUCCACCGGGUAGCACAUCCCUCCGUAGCUUUCGGAAGGACGAGUUCCCCACGCUCGCACUACUAUCCCUUCAUGUCAUCCGCAUGGAGUGCAGUGCGUACGAGAUGGCUGAAAUCAUGCCCUAUAUCCCGCCUCACCUCCGUCGCGUCUUAGUGCGUCACAGCGCCAUAAACUAUCCCCUCUCUCAGGCGGAGCUGACUGCAAUUUGCGGAGAAGAAGGACACGCAGACGGAGAGCUCGUAGUCGUUGGGCCGCAUGCUACAUUGCGCAGCGAUCAUUUCUGGCCCAUACAUUCCUCAAGAGAAUCCGUGCCAGAAGAAUAUGCAGCAGAAGAGUCUACGUGGGACUCCCUUGCACCACAGGGCGAACCUAGUGUGGUCUUCUCCCUUACCUUACUGUCCACACCAUCAACCCUCACCUUGAGCAACCUUCCGCCCACAAUCACUUGCCUCGCACUCAUAAAUAUCCCCAAACCAGUGUCCCUUCAACGAUUACCAUCAUAUUGCCCUCUGGUCUCGCUGUUAGACAUGUCUUACAACACUUGGCUCAUCUCAGCAUCAGGGGAGAAGCUGCUAGAAGAAUACCCGUGGACGAAAUUGCACUACCUGAAGGUCUUGGGGCUACGAGGGUGUCACGUCACACCAACGCUUCUGUCGCAAGUCAAUAGAGGUCGGUGGGAUGACAUAGACGUCAUUCAUUGA